Messenger RNA from Arxiozyma heterogenica, 1515 nucleotides. RefSeq lists its product as uncharacterized. The record is from RefSeq and is a predicted model, not a curated record. Bases 1 to 1515 code for a protein of 504 amino acids. The transcript has a single exon. NCBI's taxonomy places the organism in Eukaryota, Fungi, Ascomycota, Saccharomycetes, Saccharomycetales, Saccharomycetaceae.
AUGACGAAGGAAAAAGGUGGUGGGUUUAUGAUCACUAAAUAUAAUUUACCCAAUUCAAAAAAUUCAUCAGGCACAACUUCCUUGAUUAGAAAUAAACUGAACUUUGAUGACGGUAUAAAAUGGAAUGAGUUUUGUAAAAUUAGAACAUGUUUGAUUAAAUCUUAUUUUAAGUCUAUCGAUUUGGUUCAUAUCAAUUUGACUCUCUCUGAAAAUAAAAUCAAAGUUAAACAGAUAGCAGAUUGUCUUAGAAUCGAAUUUAAUUUCUCUGUAGAUACUGGGCAUUAUUUCGAAAAGCUGGUUAUUUUGGCUAUACAGUCAAUGAGAAGGAAUUUAAUUAGAUCACAAAACAAUAACAGCAAUAGAUUAAAUAAAUUAGAUAAAUUAGAUAAAUUAGAUAAAUUGAACAAAUGCAAAGAGUUCUCGCCUUUGUCCAAUGGAAAAGAUGGUAUUCUAUCUAAUACUAACCUUCUUUCUUUAGUCAUUAACGAUAUAAUAAAUGAUGUAGUUCCACUAAAGGAUCAAAAGUCGCACCAAAUAGAUUCUAGCAUGAUUCAUGGUGGGUUGCCUGAUCUAAGUAUAUUUAUAAGUGAAGAUCCUUUAUCUCGCAAAACUAAGAAAAAUUCACAAAACCUUUUGGGUGAUAAAAAUUCAAAAGAUUCCCCUUUCAUCCCCUUUUUCUUAAAGGAGAAAAUAUUACGUAAUAUACAGAAAUCAAGAACUUGUUACCAACUGUCGAGGAUUGAUAGUGAUAGGAUAAACAUUAUUGAACAACAUCGCAAUUUGAUUAGACUGGGUCGUGACUCACUAACUUUGUCUAGUAGAUACGUCUUUGAAAGAUUUUAUUCUAAUUCAGAUUUGAAUCUAGUAGAUUUCGUAUUUGAACAAAUCAAUAAACCUAAGUUUUUAUCUCAGUUAUCAUUUGAAUUAUUCCAAUCUGCUAUUACAAUAAAACUCUCGUUGCAUGAUCAGGAAAUGUUACUGUCUUUAUUGAAUAUAACUUUGGGCUCAUUGAUUAAAGAUUUCGGAUUCGAUCCAAUCCUGUACGAUAUUAGUGAAAUCUUGUACCAUUUAGUUUUAAUCAAGUAUCCAAGAUUAUGUAAAAAUAAUAACUCUAAUGGCGUAGAAGAGCAUGAUUAUGAUAAUACAGUUUUGAGUGGUAGAUCUUCUAAAGCAAAUACCCCUGAUAUUGAUUCGGAUAUGGAGUCACAUCUAUCAAAGAAUAAAGACAUCAUUGUAUCCUCACUGUCGAUUAACCCACAGAUUGCAAAUAAAGAAGUGUACAAGAAAGUUCAAAUUAAAUAUCAGACAAAGGUUCAAGAUUUUAAUUUUCCAUUACUGAGUAAUGCUACACCCACAAUAAAGGAAAUUGUUAAUAAUUGUAAGCAAUUGUUUCAAAUUAAAAAAGAUUUAGAGUUAAAUAUUUAUUAUGAUGGUACAUUAAUAAAAAGUGAUAUUAAGUUGGCGAAUUUGUUUAAUGAUUUGAAUAUUAAAGUGUUGUAUCUUGAAUUGAGGUAG